UACCAAACAUGUGAACUAUCUGGUGCUUAUGCGAAAAUUGCAUAUCCCCUAAAAAUAAGUAAUUUAUAUUAAGUUGAUUGCAAUCUCCGCCCGGCUACACACUCAAGAAUGCACGAGCUCCAGGGGUUAUGUCCCGUUCCAUCAUUUUGUUAGAUUCUAUUUCUCCAUCUAUGUGGGUCUUGCUGUAUUUUGCCAAAAGACAAACGUGAUGAUGGAAAAGUUCCAAUUUGCAGUAUUCUUAGGAGUUUUUCUUCGUUCUGUUCAAUGUUUUGCUUAUGGGAUUUCAGUAUCUUGCAUGAUGGCUUACGAAGGAGGAGGUGCUUUGGCUGUUUUUAGUUCACUGGAGUGUACUCAGUGGGUUCUUGCUGCUGAAUCUUCUCGAAAUUCAACAAGCAACUGCCAGUUCGCUACAUUUCAGGGACGUCGAGGGUAUCAAGAAGAUCGUAUUACGUGCAAUCUUGAUAUGCAGAUACCAUUUUUAGGAAAAAAUGGGCCUGAGGAGGCUACUGUUGGUGUUGCAGCAGUAUUUGAUGGUCAUGGAGGCAAGGAAGCAAGUGAAAUGGCUUCAGAAAAACUUGCAGAUUACCUUCUCCUGCAUACUAUGUUCCUUUCAUACAACCAAGUUGUUCCGAGCAACGGAGAAAAUAAUGAAGCAUGUACCAGUUGUUUUACUCAAAAUAGGUUUGUCAAUCCUUAAUGACCAAAUUCAGAA
Molecule: messenger RNA, 712 nt
Organism: Olea europaea var. sylvestris
Lineage: Eukaryota; Viridiplantae; Streptophyta; Magnoliopsida; Lamiales; Oleaceae
Product: probable protein phosphatase 2C 51
Exons: 3
Coding region: 209-697 (162 amino acids)
Source: RefSeq, a predicted model, not a curated record